AUGGAUUUCAAUGCUAUUAUUAGAGACCAGGGACCUCAUGAUCCUAGCCUUCUUCACUUACAGGCCACUCAUAGGUCUCGUUCUGUCUGGAGAACUGGUGUUGCGCCCUUGCAGUAUUUCAGACGUCGUGAUGCCAACCAGUCUGAUUUGAACAUUGAUGUUCGAUUGAUCCCCAUUCUGCAGGCAGCCGGUUUUUAUGGGGUAGCUCGGGUAUCCACUCUUCAGCUUGAUUGGAGUUUGCUUGGUGCUCUGGUAGAGAGAUGGCGACCAGAGACACAUUCAUUCCACCUGCCGAUGGGAGAGUGUACUAUUACACUGCAGGAUGUUGGUGUCUUGCUCGGGUUACCCAUUGACGGAGAGCCCGUUAUGUGUCCUGUAGGCCCUCCACCUGGACAGAGAUGGGAGACCAUCGUUGGUGAGAUAUUUGGACAGAUUCCUCCACCCGAGGCUUUCAAUAACUCGAGGCUACGGCUCACAUGGGUAGAGAGUCUCACUCCAGCGAGAUUACAUGAUGAUGCAGGCGUUGAGGAGAUCAGGCUUCACGCCAGGUGUUACUUGCUACAGUUGUUUGGGGGGUCACUGUUCACCGACCAUUCUGGUGGACUUAUACACUCCUCGUGGGUUCAUUUUGUUCGUGACCUGGAGGCGCUCGGAGGCUAUGCAUGA
Messenger RNA from Daucus carota subsp. sativus, 666 nucleotides. RefSeq names its product protein MAIN-LIKE 1-like. The coding region runs from base 1 to 666 and encodes 221 amino acids. NCBI's taxonomy places the organism in Eukaryota, Viridiplantae, Streptophyta, Magnoliopsida, Apiales, Apiaceae. The transcript has 2 exons. Gene Ontology annotation, biological process: meristem development; meristem maintenance. The record is from RefSeq and is a predicted model, not a curated record.